Messenger RNA from Linum tenue, 1995 nucleotides. The record is from the annotation of a GenBank genome assembly. Lineage: Eukaryota; Viridiplantae; Streptophyta; Magnoliopsida; Malpighiales; Linaceae.
UAUCCAUUUCCUGCUUGGAUACUCACACUUCCUGUAGGAUCACUUAUUCAUGGCUUCCUUCUAAUCACUAAUACCACCACCAGAUCCCCUCUCUCUCAUUUCUUUAAUCCAUCCCCAAAUCUCCGUUUUCGGAGCUUUCUCCUUGUACCGUUCCCCAAAAUCAACUACCUCCGAUUUUCGAUCCUCUUCCGAGCCCCAAAAUGCCGCGGUUCCAACUCUACCUCCUCUGCUGCGCCGCCGCGGCGGCGUCGCUUUCAACACUCUCGGCCGGCGAAGUGCCGACCUGCUCCGGGAUCGUUCCGAUGAGCUACCGGAGCGAUAACAUUUCGAUUGCCGACUUCGGCGGCGUCGGGGACGGCAAGACGCUCAACACCAAGGCGUUUGAGGAGGCGAUUUACCGGAUUCAGCAUACGAAGAGGCGCGGCGGCGGCGGCACUCUGCUCUACAUACCGGCGGGGGAGUAUUUGACGGAGAGCUUUAACCUCACCAGUCACAUGACUCUCUACUUGGCUACAGGCGCCGUUAUCAAGGCCACACAGGUGGAAACUUCGAAUUGGCCGUUGGUUGCUCCUCUUCCAUCCUAUGGAAGAGGGAGAGAGCUCCCUGGAGGAAGGUACACGAGCUUCAUUCAUGCUGAUGGAGUACACGACGUGAUCAUAACAGGCGAGAAUGGCACAAUCGACGGGCAAGGAGACGUCUGGUGGAACAUGUGGAAGCAGCGGACGCUUCAGUAUACCAGACCGGGCCUGGUCGAGUUCAUGAAUUCACAUGACAUAAUCAUUUCCAAUGUCACCUUCAAGAACUCUCCCUUUUGGAACAUUCACCCUGUUUACUGCAGCAACGUUGUGGUUCGAUAUGUUACCAUCUUGGCUCCCCAUAACUCUCCUAACACCGAUGGAGUCGAUCCAGAUUCAAGCUCCAACGUGUGCAUAGAAGACUCCUACAUCUCCACCGGCGACGACCUCGUCGCCGUGAAGAGCGGCUGGGACCAGUACGGCAUCGCAUUCAACCGACCCAGCACGGACAUCACCAUCCGCCGCAUCACGGGCUCAUCCCGUUUCGCCGGGAUCGCCGUCGGCAGCGAAACCUCCGGCGGCGUGAAAAACGUCCUCGCCGAGAACAUCAACCUCUACAACAUGGGCGUGGGGAUCCACAUCAAAACCAACACGGGCAGGGGAGGCUACAUCAGAAACAUCACCGUGUCCAACGUCUACAUGGAAGACGUCCGGACCGGGAUCAGAAUCGCCGGCGACGUCGGCGGCCACCCGGACGGCAAUUUCAACCCGACCGCUCUCCCCGCCGUCGAAGGGCUGACCCUCGACGGCAUUUGGGGUCAGAGGAUUGGUCAGCCCGGUUUGAUUCGCGGGUUGAAGGAUGCUCCGUUUAUGAGAGUUUGUUUGUCGAAUGUCAAUUUACAUGUGGUUCGGAGGAAGAGUGGGAAAAAUAAUAAUACGCUGCUGACGUGGAAAUGCUCUGAUGUCAGCGGUGGUUCCUUUCUGGUCAGCCCUUCUCCUUGCUCUGAGCUCGCUUCCAGUAAUGGCGCCACCGGCUCUUGCUCCGAUCACUUCCGAAAUCUCUGAUCGGUUUCAGUUUCCGUUGCUCUGUUGGCGAUGAUCCAACUCCGAUUUCUGACGGGUUUUGAAGAAAUCUGGAGUGUUUGUUGUAAAGUGAACUGGCUAGGUCCUGCCCUUUUAACUUCAUUUUGCUUGUUGAUUCGAUUUGUAUUGCUUGUAUAGUUGGUAAAUACCGAUUAUUAGUCAAAUCUCAAAUGAUUCCUGCAUUUCCUUCUUUAUUAUCCAAAUGUUAAUUUGCAGUUAGUAAUUUUGGUAGUAGUGUUUUUUACCCUAUAUAAUUGUAUAAGAAUGGUUCGUGUUGGGGGGCAUGGCUCGGGUCCAGCCGCGAUAACAACCUCGCACACAUCGUCCUCGGGAACCCAGGAACUUCGCUAAGGCAUGGCGCGUCCAAGAGUAAGUAGUCACGGAACCUCCUCCCGAG